UAUCGAUGUGAACAAGCGUUAGGCAGAUAUCGAUACUUCUGUUGGCAUUAAAGAGCAAUCGAUUCUACGGUCAUACUAAGCCAGUACGCUAUAAAUGUCAAAAUUUUUCUUUCUUUUUACAAUUUUCAUAUGCGACUAGCAUUGCAAGUUUUCCGCAGCCGAAAAGUGAACAAGUGAAAAAGUGUGAAGUGCAUACCAGCUGGGCAAGCGCAGCGGAAGCGGUAGCGAAGACGCAUGUCGCUGUCUCCCGAGGACGCCGAUUUGUCCACCAGAUCUGCACACGAAUCCGCAUUCCGAGUCGGAAGCAAUGGGUCGCCAGUCGGAGUAGACGGUUCGCCAGUAGGCCAGCGCGUCCCUCAUGCGGACUCACAUUGCAACACGAUCCCAAGUCGGAAGAACACACUAGUAACGCCAAAAAGGUCGGAAGAAGCAGCAGACAACGCCGCAGCGGCACAACUCCCUUUGGUGGAGAAUCGAGGACUCACGCCAUUGUCGUCAUCGCGCGUUAAUUCGCUUGGACCGCACUUAUUACCAGCUGAGCCGGCAUCCGCCACUUCGACCAUCAAUGCGUACACCUGGCCUCCAUCUUUCCUGCUCCAGCGCCAGAAUUACCCGCCAGUGUUGCCGCGCUGUGUUGCAGGUCCGAAUCAGCGUUACUCUCCAGCUGAAUCGCCAUUACCUCGUCUCCAGGAGCUGCAAAACUCUCAAUUGACCGAUUCGCCGCAGAGACUGCGAUUUCCUUUCCCCUUGCUAGGCAACUCUGAUGGACCUAUCUUCACGCCGAACUCCAAUCGUAGAGUCGGUUCACUGAUUGACUUUGAGCAAAACCACCAGCUCACGUAUCAGACCCAGCAGGGCAGCCAGCAGCUAGCAUCGGUCAAUCAUCAACAAAACGUUCAACUCGUAUCAAACCGUCAGCCGCUAUCCUAUGCGGUCCAUAACCAAAAACACCCGAAUGUAACCCAGAUUCAUGAGCAUUAUCACCAGUCUAUAGCUGAGGCCCGGGACGAAACCCACCAGGUUGUUCUCGGAAUUCAAGUCAAAAAUACCCAGGUGCAAGACCAACACACUGUUACACUGGUUAAGAAACAAAACAACCACAUAGAAACCGAGACCGAACCGAAUACCCAUGAGCUAGAUCAGAUACUUAAAAAUGAGAUCCUGGAACAGAAUCACCAGAUUGUAACUGAGGCUGAGAAGCAAAAUCGGACUAUAACCAAGAUCCAGGAGGAAACCCAGAUUGUCCCCCAAGCCCAAGAGAAAAAUCUCCUGUUUGCAUCUGAGAUUCAGGAGCAAGACCAACAGAACGUAACCGAGAUACAAAGCCCCCAAAUUGUAAUUGAUAUCCAGGAUGAAAAUCUAAAGUUCGCAUCUGAUAAUCAGAAGCAAGAUCAGAGGACUAUAUACGAAAUCCAGGAGAAAAAGCAAACGAUUGUAAGCGAAUUCUCGGAUAUCAGGGAACACGACCAGCAAACAGCCGAGAUCCAGAAGGAAAAUCUUCAGUUUGCAACUGAAAUCGAGGAGCAAGAUUUGCAGAUCGUUACUGAGAUUCAGCAACAAAAUCAUAAGGAUGUAACCGAGGUCCAGGAGGAAAGUUUCCAGUUUACUUUUGAUACACAGAACCCAGAUCAGUCGACUGUAUUUAUUGAAAUACAGGAGGAAAAUCCGCAGUUCGCAUCGGAUAAUCAGGAGCAGGACCUGCAGACUAUAACCCAAAUCCAGGACGAGCAUCUCCAAUUCGCAACAUAUAUCCAGGAGCACAACGAGCAGAUAUCACCGGAAGACCAACAGGAGGAUGAACUGGAAGAGCCACAGAACCUGAUUGUUAUCAAAGAGCAAUGUGCGCAGCUUGCAUCUGAUUCCGAAGAGAACAACCAAAAGCUGACAUCUCAGUUUCAAGAGAUCGACCAACAGCUUAAUUUCGAGCUCCAGCUGCAAAAUCAGCUGGGUGUGCUAGAGAUCCCGAAGCAAAACCACCAAUUCGCAUCUGGGGUCCAAGAAGAAAACUUGCAGCCAUCGUCUGUAUACCAGCAGGAAGGUCAGAGACUAGCAGCUCAUAUCCAAGAGAAACAGUAUUGUCAGCAGGAGCCGAACAUCCAAUCGAACCAGGUUUAUUCUGAGAUCCAGGAUAGCCAAACUGAGGUCGAAUCAGCAAACGAGAUAAACAAAGUCCAACGGGCUGGUGAACUGCAACAUCACACAGAGCCUACUGAAGGCCGCCAGCAUCAGUACUUGGCUCCUGUGAACGAGGCACCAUUGCCGCCCGCUGAAGCUCGACCACCACCUACUCCAGAAUACUCUGAUAUAUCAGAACCCGCUUCACCUGGGCAUGGUGAGGUGAUAGAUCCGCGCACCGAGUGUAUUCGCAAAACCUUCAAACUCAUUCGCGAGAUUAACGAUAGUUUGAUCGCCAAUCCAGAGCAACCCCAAGCCCGAACCCACCGCCUGUCCAUUUUGCUUCUGCACCAGAAGCUGGCCGAUAUAUGCCAUAAGAUUCUAAGCGAAGCUAUAUACGGCCAGGCCAGCGAGCAGAGCAUAUCCCUGCUCAGAGAGAUCUUCGUGUGCAACGAAGUCGAAGAUCGACGCUCCACGAAGCAAAGAAUCAACAAUCAAGAAAUUUCAAUGGGCUUAGAAAUAUUGAAAAGGCUCCGUGACUUGUUAUCCGGUUGGUAUAAUUCCAAAGAAAGUGAAUCUGACACCGGCGAGAACGGAACGGGACUCGAGGCUCGAAGCAGAAAAGGUCGUGGAGCCGAUCGCCAGCCGGAAACCAGUUAUUUGCCCCGGAAAAGACGCACCCAGGAAGAGAACCCUCGUCUGAUCAAGUAUCGGCGUGUGGACAACAGCUUUCCCCGCUAUAUAACGAAUGAGACUGCUGAGGACCUGAUUCCCAACAAGUCAAUGGCCGAGCGGGAUCAGCCACAGAGCUCAAGGCGGCUCUCAAUAUUUAAUUCGCCGGUGUACACGCAGCACCGGGUGCGUAAUGAAGCCCCCUACAUACCAACCCCAUUUGACCUCUCAGACGAUGAGGAGCCGUCACAGACAUUUGCCAGCGCCGGGCCAUCAAGCAGGACCAUGACUUACUCGGAUGCGGUGCGUCUAUCACAGAAUGGCUUCGGCGAGUCCCGUGUAAAUGGGCACUCCAGCAAUACGAUGCGCAGAGCACCGGCUCAGGUGGAGAAAAGCAUUCUGACCCACGAGAUGGAGCGCAUGGAGCAUGAGCAGUAUAGUAACCUUAUCCAUACCGUAGCGCACAGCAAUUCCGUGGGCCGUCACUUCGUCAAGUCGGGUGCCCCGCCGCCACUUCAUCGUAUUGACCCCCAGCCGGCAACCUGGAGCUCCGUACUGCGUGGCAACCAAUCUCAUAUAACCAAGUCGCCGUCACCAAGACAGGCGAACCGUGAGCUAACGGAGUACGCCAAAUUGAUCGACCGCAAGGCGAAGCAGGAGAACAGGACUCCUGCAUCACCGCAGCUAGCGAAAAGCCCUAGCAAUAGCGUCGCCAGCCAUGCAUCCACUAUUUCCAGCAGCGGAUCCUCUUCCAGCGGUUCCUCUUGUUCAACUUGCUCGUCUUCAGACUCUGAGGAUCAGACUACUUCCGCUACUGAUGGCUCGGAGGACAAGAAAGCCAAGGAAAGCAACAAAAGUGUUGCACCACAGCCGUUAGACACCAAACCUACCAGACUGCCCUUGACAGGUUCCUUGCACCGUCGUUUUGCCAACAGCACCUUCCUUAAGAAGGACUUCGCGGAGCAAUUUAAAGCAAGAGCGGCGCUACGUGAAGAGGAAACCAAACAUUUUCUUGGAAUAGCAGAACAGCAGGCUAUUCAAAACAGAAAUGAACGCCGUGGCUAUGAACAAAAACUGCGGGAAACCAUAUUCAAUUAUCGCAUCCCCCACAAGCCCAUUUUCAUCCUCGGGUCCCCGGACAGAAAAGAUGACAAAGUGACCAAGCUCAUUCCGCUAACAAAGGAGCACGACGAUCGCUAUUACGAAAUGAUGAACAAAAACCCUUCGACGGAGCUCGUUUUUAAAUUUAACCUUCACAUAACUGUCAAAGACAUACGCACUCUUAUUGAUGGAGAAUGGCUUAACGACGAGGUCAUCAACUUCUACAUGUCCUUGCUGACAGAACGCUCGGAGAAGCGAGCUGGCGAACUGCCCGCCACUUACGCCAUGAACACAUUCUUCGUGCCACGCCUCCUACAGGCUGGACAUGCGGGCGUUAAGCGCUGGACUCGCAAAGUGGACUUAUUCAGCAAGGACAUAAUCCCUGUGCCAGUGCACUGCAACGGAGUACACUGGUGCAUGGCCAUCAUUCACUUGCGCAACAAGACCAUCCGUUAUUAUGACUCCAUGGGAAAGCCGAACCAACCAGUGCUGGACGCUCUAGAGAAAUACUUGCGCGAAGAGUCACUAGAUAAGCGCAAGAAGCCGUUUGACACCAGCAGUUUCGUGAUUGAGAGCAUGCAGAAAAUACCACAACAAUUGAAUGGUAGCGACUGCGGGGUCUUCAGCUGCAUGUUCGCCGAGUAUAUAACGCGUGAUGUAUCGAUCACCUUCUCCCAGUCGGAGAUGAUUUACUUCCGCAAGAAGAUGGCUCUGGAGAUCGCCGACGGAGAGAUGUGGCAGUAGGCAUCCAAUCACACUCCCUCUCAUUCAAGUUCAGCUAAAAAGAUUUCUUUUUAUAUUAUUAGAAAUCUAACAAAACACUCCAAGCAUGAAUUCGCAAAAUUUACUUAGCCAUCUAACGAUCUCUUAAGCGAUUGAAUCGAGAUGGCUAAGAUAUGCUGGUGCAUAAACUUGUUCUCACAUCUGAAUGUAACAGAGAAACUAGUUAUUCAAUAAAAUGCUACCAAGUAAAAUCAAUGCGAAUAAGGAUGUAUUAAUCGCCGAAUAUCUGAGUUUACAAUUAAUAUUUAAAAAGAGCAAAGCAGAGCAUAUGCACUUGUAAUGUCCAAUUCAAUAUUUUUAAUAUACUAUUCAUAACUCUAAACUAGGAAUUACUCGAUAUAAUCUUUUUCUUACAUUGUCUUAUGUUUUCUACAAACUUUUUAAUAUUGUUUAUCAUUUAGAUGAGAAGAUCAAAGUCGCUGAUAAAUGAAUACAUACUAAUACUCCAUUUUUUUUAAAUUUACACAUUUUUGCUUUUUUGUAAGAAAAGGUCG
Drosophila erecta is the source of this 5165-nucleotide messenger RNA. RefSeq lists its product as uncharacterized. The transcript has 6 exons. The record is from RefSeq and is a predicted model, not a curated record. The coding region runs from base 235 to 4632 and encodes 1465 amino acids. Gene Ontology annotation, cellular component: nucleus. NCBI's taxonomy places the organism in Eukaryota, Metazoa, Arthropoda, Insecta, Diptera, Drosophilidae. Gene Ontology annotation, biological process: protein desumoylation. Gene Ontology annotation, molecular function: deSUMOylase activity.